UUGGCGACAUCGGCCGAACGAUUCGGAGCGUUUUUUUCGUUUCAAUUUGGCAACGUGUUCAAAAAAAGACUUAACCAAAGAAGAAAAUUUGGAAAAUAGCAAAGUCAAGAAAAGAAAAUUUCAGUGCCCAGUGCCAGAGAUACACUCUCUUAUUACAAUAUAGAUAUACUUUGAAAAGUAUAUGCCAUGCAAAUUACUGGCAUGUGAUAUUGUGUUUGCCCCCAACCCCUGAACUCCGAAACCCUUAUAUAAGAUACAAAUGAUAUAUGAUAUACAGACAUAUAUGUGAUUCAUUUCCCUUCCCUGAACCGGUUCUCCAGAGAUCUUCUCUCCAUCCGAAAGAUCUUGGGCCUCAGUCGUUGAGCUGUGGUGUGAUAGAGUCAAAGCCAAAAUGAAAACUCAAGUGUCUACUUUUCUUUUUUUUACCGUGCUUAAGUCUCACACGAAAUGUUGUUUAUGAACCCUCCUUACUCCCAUUUUAUGAAUAAGUGCUCCCCCUGAAAUGAUUUCUAAUGAAAUCUUCCGAAAUCUCCCUGUUAUCCUUUAAAAUUAAGUGAAAGAAAUUAAAAUACAAUGGACAUUGUGUUGGGAGAGAAAAAGUCUUGUAUAAUUGAAAUAUAUUUUUUCGCCUCUUGCCCAUUUAACUAAAUGAUUAUAUUAAAUAAACAAAACCUACAAAAAUUUCUGAGUUGUGAUUUGAAGAAGUGAAAACUCAUAUUAGCUUAAAUGCAUGAUUCAUUAAAUGUUUUAUUUCGUGUUAAAACUGUAACCUAGUUAGUGCAGUGAAACUAUAAACUUAAAAAAUAAUAAUUUUAUUGUGAUUCCCCAACAAAUUUAAAAAUGACUCAUUCAAAAAGAAAUGAUUUGUUGUGUUUAGAGAUGAUGCGAUCAACAAAGUGCAUGAGUGAUCGCUAAGACAGUGAUUAUGGAGCAUUAUGUGGAUUUCCAUCUGAGAUGAUAAUAAAAUAAAUGAUCCUUGGUCCUUCCUCCUAAAUGCCCAGCAAAGUGAGUUCGGUUCCUUGUGGGCUGUGAACUUUGCUAGGAAGCCUUGCAAUUUUGUAAUUUCCAGACUGUUCCAUAUUUAAUUUGUUAAUUUCGUAAACCUGUGAAAUGCAGCAUAAACUCAAUUUCAUUUUCUUGGAUCACUCAGUCGAUUUAUUUGUGGGGCUUGGGGCUAUUUCAUCACAUGGCGAAACUUGUACGAAAUUCCCCGCUGCCGAACAGCUUUGUUUGCCUUUUUUCUGUUUUGUUUUUUUGUUGGUCGACAAUCAGAGAACGACGCUAAGUCCACGUAGUUGAUAGCGAACUGUAAACACAAAAUCCAGUUUCGUUGGUGUUUGUGAGAGAUCAAUCGGCUACAGUAGAGCCUUCUUAUCGUGGAUUUUCAGUAAUUGCUUUAAAUUGGGCAGGAAAUUCCAUUCAAGUAAUAACGUAAAAAUUAUUAAGAUUUAAUUACGGACUAAAAUGUAAGGUUUUGUGAUUUUUUUUAAUCAUAAGCCAUUGUGAACUUUUUUAUUGUAUAUACGAGAAACACAGAUCAUAUGAAAAUGGAUCUUUCCUUGUGGAACUUCCAAAAAAUAAGGCAUAAUGUCUGUUAAGUGAAAUGUAAGAAAAUAACAGAAUAAUAAAAGAACUCCUAAGUUUGUUGUUUUUGUUUAAACAACAUCUAAAAAAAAUACCUUGCGUUUAAUAAGUGAAUUGGGUUAUUUUAAAAUGUUUAGUAAUUUAAAUUUAAUAAUUCUGUGUGUGAGUUAUUUCUUAAUACAACUUUGAAGUAUUUUCAUAAGAAGCGAGGAUCAAGUGCAUUUUCAUAUGGUAAAAAUGUUACUACAAUUAAAUGCACAUUGGUUUAUAAAAGCAUUUUACAUUCUGGGGCUUAUUUUGAACGUUAAGAAACUUGAGAUACCUGUCCAUCAUGAUUUGUGUUGGCCCAGUGAAGUUCCACUGUAUCCAAAUGACUCUCCCUUUGUGUGCGACGCAUUUCGCAAUGCUCGCGAAGUGCCGCUGCCCCACCAUCCACCACCCACCGCCCCCUCCUCUUCGCCGCCUUACCGCUCUGCUGGCGCCGACAAAUGCCGACGCCCCUGAGCGUAUAAAAAGUGCCGGCCGGCGAGCGGUUGUCAUCAGUUUCCAAGCUAUCAGCCUUGCGAAAGAGCGCCUCCCAGCGAACACCGAUCAGAAAAACAACAAAAUCCAAGCGAACAAAGCAAGCCAAGCAAACUAAGCAAUCCAAGCCAAAACAAAGUAUUCUGUCGAAACGCAUUUACACCAUCGAAGGUAAAUCCACGAGAGAAGCCGAGAUGAGCGAGUUGGCCAAGCUGCAGGAGCAGGAUCGGGAGCAGGUUCCCCAGGAGCAGGAUCCCCAGGAGCUGGUCGACUGCGACAUUGAUUUCGAGGAGGUGUGGCCGGCUUCCAAGGAGCGGGAGGCCAGGAUUCCGGCCAGGUCCUCUGACAAGCGGUACUCCAAGGCCCUCAAGAAGGUGACCAAGGUGCAGCGCAUGCUGGAGCAGGCCAUGAUCCUGCUCGCCGAGGAGGAGGCCAGGUGCCGGGAGCAGGAGCAGGGCCAGGAGCAGGGCUCCAAGAGUUCCAAGAAGCAGGAGAAGAAGCAGGCCAAGAAGGCCAAGAAGCAGGCCAAGAAGCUGGCCAAGAAACAGGCCAAGGAGAGUGAGAAGGCAGGAGAGGAGCCCACCAGCUCCUCCAGUUCCUCCAGCUCUAGUUCCAGCUCCAGCUCCUCCAGUUCGAGUUCCAGUUCGGAGGAGGAGGAGGAGGUCAACUUCUACGGCUGCGGCUGGGGUCGCAAUCCCUGGCGCCGAGGACCCCAUGGACACCAUGGUUUUGGCCGCAGGCACGGUCAUGGUAUUGGCCACAAGCAUGGCCACAAACAUGGUCGCAAGCAUGGCCAUGGCCACAAGCACGGUCAUGGACCGGGACCCCACCAUCAUGGUCGUCAUCAUGGACAUCACCACCACCUGGGACCCCACCACCACCACGGACCUCACUUCGGACCCCACUUUGCACCCCACUUUGCACCCCACUUUGGACCCCACUUCGGACCCCAAUUCGGACCCCACUUUGGACCCCAUUCCUUUGACUGCGACCGGAGGUCCUGCCUGGGACCUUGGCAGGAUCAGGGACAGUUUUUUCGGUGGAUGGGCCUGCCGUGGGCCCUGGACAAUGCCGCGGCCUGCCGGAGGAGCCGAUCGCUGCCUAGACUUGGGCACGACCAUCGUGGAGAUCUCGGAUUCGGGUUCGGAUUCGGACCGAGACACGGAUACGGACAUGGCCACCCGUGUCGACCACAUGACCGUCGAGUAGAGCGAUCCAUCUCCCGUUCGGGUUCCCCUUCGGGUGAGAGGAAGCGCUGCGCAAGGAAGUCGCGGGGCAGGAGAUCCAAGUCCAGAUCGAGCUCUAGCUCCAGCUCCAGUUCCAGCUCCAGUUCUAGUUCCAGUUCCGAGGAUGAGAAGCGACACAAGAAGCGCAAGGGCUCCUCUUCCAGAUCCAGCUCCUCUUCAAGCUCCAGCUCGAGUUCGGAUAGCGAUGUGGAGAGGAGGCACAGGCGCGGUCAUCGCGGUCAUGGGCAUCACUUCGGCCCUCCGCGGGGACAUCACUUUGGGCCCCAUCCGGGACCAGGACACCGUGGCCACCACUUUGGGCCUCAUCAUGAUGGCCACCAUUUCGGACCCCAUCAUGGCCCUCAUUUCGGACCUCAUCAUGGCCCUCAUUUCGGACCUCAUCAUGGCCCUCAUUUCGGACCCCAUCAUGGCCCACAUCCUGGACCCCAUCAUGGCCCUCAUUUCGGACCCCAUCAUGGCCCCCACCGCAGGGCAGAGUUUCCCUUUCCCCAAGAAGAUCCCUUCGGUAGCCCUUCUUUCCUUCCCACUGAAGGAUCUCCGCCAGCCGUUCCCUUUGAAGUUCCAGCCGAGUGCCGUCGGGGUCGCUUCCUAUCCGGAUCCCACUGCCAGAGGAAUAAUCAGGAGAGAUCGCAGUCCCGUGGUCAGGAAAAUGGGGGAAGGCGCAAGGAAAACGUCCAGGACAAGGAAAAGUGCCAGGAAAAGUGCCAGGAAAAGUGCAAGGAAAAGGGCAAGAAGGACAAAAAGGGCAAGAAGCACGGAAAACAUGGUCAUGGAAAGCAUCAUGGAGCCCACCGUGGUUAGGCGAUCGUUACUGCCAUUUACGAUAAAGAUCAAUAUUCCUUCAAUAUAAACUAUAACCUUUUAUAUAUAACACAUAUAUUACACAUAUACACCGAAAAGCUUUACUAUUAUAUACAUUUAAAAUUAACUAUCAACCAAAAAAAAAUAAUAAAAAAAAAAAACCAAAGAAAAA
Messenger RNA from Drosophila rhopaloa, 4326 nucleotides. Its product is annotated as hornerin. Bases 2301 to 4154 code for a protein of 617 amino acids. The transcript has a single exon. The record is from RefSeq and is a predicted model, not a curated record. Lineage: Eukaryota; Metazoa; Arthropoda; Insecta; Diptera; Drosophilidae.